AUGGAGCUUUCCUUUGUCACGCUCGAUGUCUUCACAAAGACUCGUUACCGAGGCAAUCCCCUCGCUGUCGUUACGAUUCCCGCAGAUAGCAAUAGUCCUAAGCCUACGCAGGAGCAGAAGCAGACCAUUGCUCGCGAAUUCAAUCUCUCCGAGACGGUCUUUAUCCACGAGAUCAGCCCCGAUGCCGAUAGUGAUGUCACUCAUCGAGUGAUCGACAUCUUCACAACCGACACCGAGAUCCCGUUUGCUGGACAUCCCACUAUAGGCGCCGCUGUCACCCUUAUCCCCAAGGGCGUUGAUAUGGUCGUAACAAAAGCAGGCCCAAUUGCCCUCACCCAGACCCGUCCUGGGUAUAUCCAAGCUGCCAUCCCGCACAACGUCCGCUGUCACAGUAAGACCUUGGCCGAUCUAUCAGCACCAGCGCCUGGCCAAAUAUCCCCGGACCCUGCGAUACGCGAUUGUGAACUUCGUGCACCCCUGUUCAGUAUCGUCAAUGGUAUGACGUUUGCGCUCAUCGAGCUCCCGGAUCUUGACCAUCUCGGAAGGGCUCGAAUAAGCGGCGUAUCCCUGCCUGUAAAUGACCUACUUGACGACGAUUGGAGAAACGGCCUCCUCUGUAAAUAUUACUAUGUGGUCAACGACCGACGCGAGGAAGAUGGCGUGACAGUAUACUCUAUUCGGUCGAGGAUGAUGGAAGGUGCCUUGGAGGACCCAGCUACGGGCAGUGCUGCCAGCGCGCUUUCAAGCCAUCUUUCGCUUCAGCAGACUAGCAUUGGUGAUCACGACUUCCGGUACGAAAUCGACCAGGGUAUUGAGAUGGGCAGGGAGAGUAACAUCGUGGUUGAUGUGGGCGUGAAAGGGUCAAAGAUUGCCACGGUCAAGCUCUCAGGGACAGCUACGCCAGUGAUGCGCGGUUAUGUCAGUGUCUAG
Messenger RNA from Fusarium pseudograminearum CS3096, 930 nucleotides. RefSeq lists its product as uncharacterized. The coding region runs from base 1 to 930 and encodes 309 amino acids. The record is from RefSeq and is a predicted model, not a curated record. Gene Ontology annotation, biological process: biosynthetic process. The transcript has a single exon. Lineage: Eukaryota; Fungi; Ascomycota; Sordariomycetes; Hypocreales; Nectriaceae. Gene Ontology annotation, cellular component: cytoplasm. Gene Ontology annotation, molecular function: isomerase activity.